Messenger RNA from Phragmites australis (common reed), 487 nucleotides. RefSeq lists its product as uncharacterized. Lineage: Eukaryota; Viridiplantae; Streptophyta; Magnoliopsida; Poales; Poaceae. Bases 1 to 312 code for a protein of 103 amino acids. The record is from RefSeq and is a predicted model, not a curated record. The transcript has a single exon.
AUGGACAGGAUCCUCGCCAUGUCCCUCAUCGGCGCGGCUCCGGGCAACGUCUUCGGCCCCGGCAUGAGCGCCGGCGCGCUGGAGAGCUUCGCCCGCGACGGGCGCGGCAAGGCGGAAGGCGGCAGCAGGGCGCCAGCGGGCAGCGCGAGGCUGGCGCCAGGGAAAGGCGGGGAGGGCGCGGCCGAGAGGGCGAGAGAGGCUGGGGCGAAGGGUGGCAAUGACCAGCAGGAAGGGAGCGGCGCCGGCGCUAAAGCGCGGUUCCACCCGGCGUCGGAUGGGAUGUACUGCUUCGAGACCGUCGCUCCGCAUUGACAUGCUCGGCGUGCUCCUCUGUUCUUGGCGAGUUCUUGGUUGGUCUCUGUGUUAGGAGACCUAGCGUAUGUUUCGGAUUGGCAACUGUUAUGGAAUCAAAGUUCUGAAAUUGGAGCAACGUUUUUUUUUUAUCGCGAGAAAACAUUGCAGCAAAGUCAUGUGUGCUUUCCCCUUG